GGGGACCCCGCGGAGAUGCCGGUGCGGAGCGCCUGCGCUGCCCCCCCGCCGGCGGCACCCGGCGCCUCGUCUUCCUCUUCCACCGCCGGCUCCGGCUCCUGGUCGCGCCUGGAACCCCCUCCGCCCAUCAACACGGCGCAGCCCGGCGUCAGCACCAGCCGCCUCUACAGCGGAGCCAAGUUCCGAGGGCAGCAGCGCUCCAAGGGCAACGCCUACGAGGUGGAGGUCGUCGUCCAGCAUGUGGACAUGGAGAACUCCUACCUCUGCGGAUACUUGAAGAUUAAAGGCCUUACGGAGGAAUAUCCAACCCUUACAACUUUCUUUGAAGGGGAAAUAAUCAGUAAAAAGCACCCAUUUUUAACACGGAAGUGGGAUGCGGAUGAAGAUGUAGAUCGUAAACAUUGGGGGAAAUUCCCAGCCUUUUACCAAUACGCAAAAAUAUUUAACUCUGAUGACUUUGAUUAUGAGGAUCUGAAGAACGAUGACUUUGUCUUCAUGAGGUGGAAGGAACAGUUUCUGGUCCCUGACCACACCAUCAAAGACAUCAGUGGUGCUUCCUUUGCCGGGUUUUAUUACAUAUGCUUCCAGAAAUCUGCAGCAUCUAUAGAGGGCUAUUACUAUCACAGGAGUUCAGAAUGGUAUCAGUCCCUGAAUUUGACUCACGUCCCAGAGUACAGUGCUCCCAUUUACGAAUUCCGGUGACAGCAGUACCAAGAGUGGCACCAGGAGAUGGCCCAUGAGGCCAGGGAGAGAGAGAGCGAGAGAGAGAGAGAGAAAGAGAGCAUGCUCUGAUAAGACAACUGUGAUGUCCCUGUCAGGACAGGAGACUCCAGGCUCUCCUACUGCCAGGCAACUGGACUGGCGUCAGAGCCAUGAAUGUGAACUUGUGGAGCUGCCGCAGCCUGACCCUCCCUCCAGCUGUGUGGCAAAUUGGAUACUCUGAUCUGGUUUUAAAGCUACCAUGUUGAUGCACUUUUCUUUUCUUGGUAUUGCACAGCUAAUCUCUUUUUUUCCCUUCACCUACAGUCCUCUCCUCCUGUUCCCUUUCGGGGAGGAAAUGGCUGUGCCCAGCUGGAUUUCCUUUGAGUAGAAGGAAGCAUAAGUUGUCGCCUGCUUAUGUCCAUUCAAGCUUUGCUCUAGCUAUGGGUUUGUGUUUAACGGCCAUCCAAGGGUGUCUUUCCUCUCUUGAGGCUUUUGGGUGCCCUGUACACAUCUGUGGCAUCCUCUUAAGGAAGCAUUGGGCCCAAGGAGGGGGAGGGCCUUCCAACCCGCCUGUUUCUGUUGGCUAGCGAGGCUGCAUCUCUCAGGAAUGUUAGCCAAUCCCAGAAGUGUGAGCCCUCAUUUUGAUUGCACCGAAGGGGAACUCACAUAGGACAGUCUGUAGUGGCAGAGUUUGUGAUCUUGAAGGAAGAAAGAAAACCUAUUUGGGACUGCAUUUGAAAAGAACGCAAGCUAUUUUAUAGCCUGUAUUUUCCUGUCAGUACCCUAAAGACUACAUGGCAUAUGCGCAAAUUGUUCUUCGUUACGUUUUACCAUGAAAGUCAGUGUUGGUUGAUGGUGGUGAUCUCCCUGUGUAACAGUCUAUCAGUGUUGUCACCCGCUCAUCCCAGACCUAAGCGCUUACUGGUGGUGUGAGAACUGAGCUGACACAACACAUACCAACUCAUGCUUUGGAAAACAUUUGGCGUUCGCUAUUAUUUUAUCGGAGAAAUAUACUUUCCGUUAAAUAAUAAAAACUGCUCUCCUAGGACUUUCAAAUGUUCAAUAACAUAUGGCUUGUGUGCCAAAUUUUGUGUGGUGCGUGUGUAUGCAUGACAGUCUAAAAGUUGCUGUUUUCUUCCCAGAUGCCACUAUCCACAGAGGGAUGGGCUCUUUUUUAGGAAGAUGAUGAGGUGUAUCUUUGCUAAGUGCAAGGGAUGGCAGUAACUGUCCUGCUGUUAGAUUUUGCAUGAUGAGAAUGAGAUGUCCCUGAAGAAACAUGACUGGCCCUUUGCAAAUUUUGCUCUUUAGCCCUGGAAGUACUUGGGAUGUAUAGGGUAGCUUAAAACAGCUCUGGCAAGGACAGUUGGCUAGAUUGGGACUGGCAUUCUUCUAGGAGAGUGGCCAAAGGUGAGGUUGUAUUACAGCUACCCUAUUGGCAUUGUACCCGCCUUCACAGUGGCCUUGUGGUGCAGUAAACUGGACUGCCAAAACGUUUCUUGCCGCUCUACAUCCUAGGGCCAUAUGUGUGCUGUGGUAUUGUGGGAACACAGAAGUUAUGUUCAGACUGUGGUGUUCGGUGUGGAAUUCAGCUCCUGCUGGUUGGAGUAUGUGUUUCUAGUCCUCAAGAUAAGCUUGAAAGUAUGCACAUAGAGAGGUGGCUGAAUAGGGCUUCAGUGGUUCUGGAGGAGGGAGGGGGAUAGGACUCCAUCACCCCCCACUUACCUCCUUGCUCUUCCCUUUGGCCAAUAAAGCUGGGAUACAUUUUGCAAAACAAGAUAAGCUGGGUCCCCCAAUGGCUCAGCUGGCAUUCCUUGUUGAGACAGACGAACUGUCCUCCUUGCUGCAAAAUGUGGGCUGCCGGUGCAGGGGCUUGGCAGGAGGCAAAGAGCUGGAGGGAGAGGUGGCUGUGUAAACAGAGGUUUGGAAACUAAUUCCAGAAGGAAGCAUUCCAAGGUGCAAAAGAGACAGGACCUGCAACAUUUUGCUCAGUCCUGGUUGUUACAUUGAGGUUAAACGAGUGGGGCUUUUUUCCCCUUAGAAAAAUCCAGAGACCAAUUGACAAAAUGGCCUUAGGUUUGCUUUGUUGAUACAAACGCUGUGGCAGACUGGCUUGGUCCUCCUCCUACUCAGAUGGGAUCAGUAGCAUGGCAUGGGAGAGGAGUUGAUGCUUCGGUUCAGGCAUGGAAAUGAGGACUGUAUGGCUGGAUUUGUGUUCCUUUUUGCUGCUUUUAGGUGUUGAUCCCUAAAAUGACUGCUCACGCACAAUACUGGGGGUUCUCAUCCCUUAUUAUUUCCCCACACUGAACCUUUCUUGCUGCUGAUGGCUCUCUCAUGCUACUUGUGAGCAGGUAGGCCCUAUGCUGAGAGACAGAACAAACUGUGCCUUUACUUGCUUUAGCUUAAAGGGACAUGACUUGUUAGCAAAAGCGGCCCUUUUCUCAGCCUGAGUUUAAAAAGGCUGCUCAUCCCAGGAGGAAACAGGUCCAUCUAAACUAGCCCUGCUUCUUAAGUAGUAAGAGCAGAGAAAGCCAACAUAAGUUGAGUUUUCUCAUAUAGCAAAUUCAAGGAACUGUGGAGUAGGGAGCCAAGCACCUUAGUGGUUUGAACCCCUCUCUAAAUAUGUUUUGCUUAAAGUUCAGUGGUAAGUUCUGCCAACGUUAUUGGAAUAUACAAGGCCAGCCGCAGUCACCGUGGUGACACAUCCGCCAGGACAGGCUUGGAUUCAACCAGUGAGAUUUCCAGUUCCACUUUCUCAGGUGGUCUUCAGGCUUGGUCUUUUCUUGUGAUGCAGGUCAAAGGAUGCUUAAGGCUGAAGGGAAGCCCAAAGGGAGUUUGACAUUGCUGUGCAGAGGAGAGGAGAUUGCAAAACCAGUAAUCCAGGAGGUGGCACCAAAGAUACGAUCUUUGGAGAGUGGUGCUUAUUCUCAACGGGGAAAUGGUUUUGUACUAGACCUCCUUUGGGGCUUGUGCAUAAAAGACAAAGAGGAGCAAAGGGGGGUGUUGGUUUUGUGGGUUUUUUUUAAACAUGACUUUUUAAGUCAGAAUUCUUUUACCUUCAAGUCUUGAACUCCAGUCCUCUCUCCAAGCUUCAAUAAAUGAUCAGACAUUGCAAAUAAAGCUCAAAGGGACCCGGCUACACUGGGCUUCACAAGGUGGGGCUUGUCACAGGCGGAGCGGCUUCUGCGGUGGGAUCUUCCGAAUCCUAUUUAAAAGGUUUUAUAAAGCUAACUUGUAAAUCAGAAUAUAAAAGAGUAUUUAUAGAUGAAUUGCAGAAAAGGGGGCUGUGGGUUUUCCAGAGUUAUCAGUGUCCAGAUUAAAAGAACAUGUAUUUAA
Sceloporus undulatus (fence lizard) is the source of this 4035-nucleotide messenger RNA. It is a transcript of the gene GID4, whose product is annotated as GID complex subunit 4 homolog. Gene Ontology annotation, cellular component: extrinsic component of membrane; GID complex. Gene Ontology annotation, biological process: protein targeting to vacuole; proteasome-mediated ubiquitin-dependent protein catabolic process; negative regulation of gluconeogenesis. Lineage: Eukaryota; Metazoa; Chordata; Lepidosauria; Squamata; Phrynosomatidae. The record is from RefSeq and is a predicted model, not a curated record.